Molecule: messenger RNA, 1329 nt
Organism: Penicillium arizonense
Lineage: Eukaryota; Fungi; Ascomycota; Eurotiomycetes; Eurotiales; Aspergillaceae
Product: phosphatidylinositol-3-phosphate-binding ubiquitin-protein ligase
Exons: 3
Coding region: 1-1329 (442 amino acids)
Source: RefSeq, a predicted model, not a curated record
AUGCCUGGGUCGAGCACUGCAUCAUCCAGCCCGACUGAGUCAGGCACGCCGCCGAGGAUGCAGGCUGGCAGAAUGAGCGAAAGACCAGAGGCGCAUGGCUCUGCCAGCUAUAGCGGGUAUGAAGGGAGCUCUAGGCCACGAGCAUUCCCUAUCCGCUCUGGAUCUGAUCGUAAAAGGCGGUUGACGAGUACUGGUGAGGAUACCAGGCAGUGGUCACACGGAGGGUUGGCCGGACCAGCCCGAGAUAACGGGGGAAGCUCCCGCACUGCGUUACCGUAUAGAUCUGUUUCGAUGGUGAUGCCUUCGUCUCGAACACGGAGUUCGAUUUCUGCCACGGCUGGCUCUUCAUAUGCCACCGCCAUUGAUCUUUCCUCUUCUCCCCCCGAAACGCCUCGUUCCUUUGCUUCUGGGCAACUUCCCAGGCGUUAUACACGCGAACCUUACACUUGGUCUGGCCAACCCAUGCCUGUUAAUCCGAAUAGCCAGAGCCAGGCUUUCAUCGACAUGUCGCUCCCAACCUGGCAGGCUGAUUCGGAUGUGACUGAAUGUCCGAUCUGUGGGACUGUCUUCAGCUUCUGGCAAUUCAUUGUCCGCCCUCCUGAUUCCGACCCUCUCGAAGCUUCACCAGUUCCAUCACAUCCUCCAGUUGUUGAUCUUACCAAUGAUGAGCCUGCCACACCCUCAUCGACCAUCAACCCCGCACUUGGGGGAGGCGAGGAAGUACGUCUUUGCAAUCCUUGUGUGCCAGACCCUAACCCAAAUCCUCUGGGCUUCGGCAAUCGUGAUAAUCACAUCCACGAUGCUCGCCAGGAACGACGCACUGUGGGCUCAAGUGACCGACCACAGUAUCUGGACCAAUUGAACCAAACUAGGCAGCCCUCUAUCCCCGGGACCCGACAGUUCCGUUCAUUUUCCAACCGUGACGCCGGUCUACCUCGUCGCCCAGCCCCUGACGAGGCCGACUUCUGUCCGGUAUGCCGGCGUCAAUUCCCACCUCUUAGCCCGGAGCAUCCCAUUGAGGCCCGUCAAGCCCAUACCCGGGACUGCAUUGAGAGCUACUUGCGACCAGCUGCUGCGGACCGAUCAUCACCCGAGCAGGGCCCCCCACUGCCCGUUCCCCCACCUGAAGCCCGCAUGCUCAAGUUCGUGGCCACGGAGAAGGACUGUCUUGGUGGGGAUGGCCAACCAGCUGAGUGCACAAUCUGCAUGGAGGACUAUGAAGUUGGGCAGGCUUUGGCCCGCCUCGAGUGCCUGUGCAAGUUCCACAGUCACUGCAUUGUGGACUGGUUUGAUAGGAAGGAGGAAUGCCCUGUGCAUAAACUAUCCUAG